GAUUCACUGGACCCAGAGGAAGCAGAGGUGCUCCAGGAAUACCUGGGGAAAAGGGCCUUGUAGGAAAUCCCGGUUUGCCAGGUUUGCCAGGCCUCCUUGGGGAAAAGGGGCUUGCAGGUGAUGUUCUAGGAGCACCAUCAGGCUUUCCUGGGGACCCUGGGCCACCUGGACUCCCAGGAGCAAAAGGCCCGCAAGGAGAUCAAGGCUUACCAGGAAUUAAAGGAAAAGAUGGCUUCCCUGGUUCACCUGGAUCCAAAGGGAAUCCUGGGUUUCCUGGGCCCACUGGUCUGACGGGUACCCGAGGAUCACCAGCAUCAUUUGGAUUCCCUGGACUCCCAGGCCAGCAAGGGUCCCUGGGUAGAAAAGGCUCACAAGGAUUUGUUGGUUCUAAAGGAUCUCCCGGCAUUGGAGGUUUCAGCGGUCCUAUGGGGUUCAAAGGAUGGCCAGGACAGAAGGGAAUCCAUGGAGAGAAAGGCCUCUCUGGGAAGCCAGGUGUUAAAGGCCCAUCAGGGGAAUUCGGAUUUAAAGGUGAUCGUGGAAUUCGUGGUCUACCAGGAGCACCUCCUAAAAUCAUGCUACAUGUAAUGCUGGAAGUAAAAGGUGAAAAGGGAAAUCAAGGAGUAUACGGUGUUAAAGGGGAUAUCGGUUUAAAAGGACGUGAAGGAUUGCUCGGAUUACCUGGUCAGACAGGAAUAUCAGGUUUACCUGGAUUUCCUAGUUUUGAAAAAGGUCAGAAAGGUGAAACUGGAAUUAAAGGAAUAAGAGGUGUUCCAGGAUAUGCUGGUAUCCCAGGUCCUCGUGGUAUUCCUGGCUUCCCUGGAAUCGUUGGACGGAGGGGAGAAAAGGGUGUUCCAGGAGUCCCAGGUGUGAUUGGUGAAAGUGGCCAACUGGGGGAAAUUG
Molecule: messenger RNA, 900 nt
Organism: Thamnophis sirtalis
Lineage: Eukaryota; Metazoa; Chordata; Lepidosauria; Squamata; Natricidae
Source: RefSeq, a predicted model, not a curated record